Messenger RNA from Dunckerocampus dactyliophorus (ringed pipefish), 8254 nucleotides. It is a transcript of the gene grid2ipa, whose product is annotated as glutamate receptor, ionotropic, delta 2 (Grid2) interacting protein, a. Gene Ontology annotation, molecular function: protein binding. Bases 267 to 5993 code for a protein of 1908 amino acids. The record is from RefSeq and is a predicted model, not a curated record. Gene Ontology annotation, biological process: regulation of DNA-templated transcription. The transcript is spliced from 23 exons. NCBI's taxonomy places the organism in Eukaryota, Metazoa, Chordata, Actinopteri, Syngnathiformes, Syngnathidae.
GGAACCAUUUCAGAACCAAGUGUCCCAGUUCCGUGAUCAUCAUUCAGACAUUGAGGCUGGGCUGAGCCUCAGCCUGCGGUGGUUCUCUUGAUUGAACACCUGAUUGAAGCGCCAAUGUGACCUUUUUUUGAUUUCUCGAGCAGGCUAGAGGGGGAGGUGUUGGUGGGUGAGUGAGCUUUGGUGGUGAGAGGCGGCUGCAAAAGUGGCUGUGGGCACCCCCCGGCUUGAGGCUGGCCGGAACGUGCCCUGCUGCGAGCCGGGCGAGGAUGAGGCGUUUCCUGAGCAGAAAGGGCCGCUUCUCCCUGCGCCAGAGCAAGUCUGGCCCCCGGAGUGCUUGCAAGGAUUUUUAUCUUGGUCUACCCGCUACCAAUCAGAACUGGCCUGAGGCUUUUGGUUUCCGCCUGGGUGGCACUGGGCCCAGCUACAUCUUGUCUGUGGUGGAGGGUAGUAGCGCCUUUCUGGCAGGCUUGCAGCCCGGGGACCAGGUGGUGGACAUCGAGGGACAGGAUGUCACCAACCUGAGCACCCCGGCUUUAAUCGCUCUAGCUCAGACCCUCAAGACUGUGCCACCCAGCAUCGGUGUGGUGUCACGAAUCGAACAGAUUGACAUCACUCCUAGCCCGGACGGCCGCUUCGGCUUCACCAUCGUCGGAGAUAGCCCUCUCAUGGUGGAGGACUGCAUUCACAACGGAGCGGCCAGUCGCAGCGGCCUCAAGGUCGGGGACUACGUCAUGGAGGUCAACGGCAUCCCGGUAAAACAUCACGAAACGGCGGCGGCUAUGAUCAAAGCCGCUCAAGGCCGGCCUCUGCGCCUCGGUGUGCUCAGCAUGGCACGGCGACCCAAGCGGCUGAGCAGCAGCAUGAGGGUCCUCUCUCAGAGCGGCGACAGCGUCAGGGAUAGCCGAGCCCAUAAAGCCAUGGAGUUUAAUAAGAAGGUGGAGGAUGUGCUGGGAGAGGAGCCAGACGUGAAGGAACAACUGUUUGAGGUCUUGAAGCAGUAUGCCGCUGAGAGGGAUGUGGAAAGCCUGGCUGAGGCACUGCCUGACAUUCUCGUCACAGAGGAGCAUCAGCAACUCAUUGACAGCGUCAGGAUCUUCAUCCCUAAGAAGCACCGGGAGCGUUUCGACGAAGUGGUUUCCCAGAGCCUGAUGAGCCGCAUCAAGGGGCGCAGCUUCAGCGACCCAAGCCGUAGCCGCCGCAGCCGCAGCCGGAGCGAAGACCAUCCCGAACACCUUCUGGUUUCCACCCGAGCCAGUUCUGUGCCCCGCACCCACGCAGAGGAGGGCUCCGUCCCACCCGCCCGAGGGAUGCGAAAGACAACGUCACUGAUAGCCGGCCACUCCGGCGGCACGACGACCAACUGCAGGACGGUGAGAGUAUGCAAGGGCAACAUGAGCUUCGGCUUUACUCUCCGAGGUCACGCUCCUGUGUGGAUCGACUCUGUCAUCCCCGGGAGUGCAGCAGACAAAGCAGGUCUAAAACCAGGAGACCGCAUCCUGUUCCUCAAUGGACUUGACAUGAGGACCUCCUCCCAUGAGAAGGUGGUGUCCAUGCUGCAAGGAAGCGGAGCCAUGCCCACCUUGGUAGUGGAGGAUGGCGCACCAUCUUUCACCCUGUCAGAGCAGGACCUAGUAGGGAGCAGCGUGGCCCAAGAGCGCGCCCGCUCCCCCGUGCUAAGCUCCCUGCAGUGGGUGGCCGAGAUCCUUCCCCCGAGCAUCCGAGUUCAGGGCCGCACCUUUGGACAGCAGCUGGAGCACCUGCUAACCAUUCAGGAGAGGUACACCAUCUGCAAGGCCCUGGAGAACUUCUUCCAGCACAGGAAUGUCGACACGCUGAUCGUGGAUGUCUUCCCGGUUCUGGAUACUCCAGCCAAACAGGUGAUCUGGCAAUUUGUUUACCAGCUCCUGACCUAUGAAGAGCAAGAACACUGCCAGAGCAAGAUCUCACGCUUUCUUGGGUUCAAGACACCAGUUCCACCACCACCUCCUCCCCCUCCUCCAGAACCCGAGGUUGCCUCUGAGCCCCAUCGCCGUAGCAGCUCCAUGAGGGUGACAGGGACCACAUACAGGAGCAGUGUGAGGGGGCGGAGCUCUGAUGACCUGGUCAUUGGCACACACUUGGGCAUGGGCUACCGUGCAGACUCAUUAUUGGAGGCUGGAAUGAGGUUGGCUCCAGGAGAAAGACAGUCAGGAGACGGUACCUCACUCCCUGAGACUCCCAACAACCUCACCAAUCUAUCAGCUGUGUACGCUGAACUGGAGAACAUGUACUCGGCCAAGAGAUCCAAGUCUCUGAAGACUCGCCCUCCUCCUGCCCCUGAGACUUUGCUGGAUCUGGACCCUCCGUCCCGCACAGCUUCCCCCACAAUGCGUGCUAACACAGGUAGUCGUAAAGGCCCCCCACCUCCUACAACCUGGCCAGAACCUAUUCCGAGCCCUCCCCCUUCCCAGUUCUACCCAUCAGGGCUGACUAGUCAAAACAGUGGCGAGUCAAACCCUUACAUUAGCCUGGACAGUCCGCCACCAUCACCGCCAGAGACUCCUGACUUCCUGUCUAGCCCCCCUCCCCGCCGCAGUAGCAAACGCCGUUACACCUUCUCAAAACCGCCUCGGUCUGAAGACACCGAUCGCUUUCUGGACGCCCUGUCCGAACAGCUGGGGCAGCGAGUGGCCAUCGUAGACGACUUCCUCACUCCUGAAAAUGACUAUGAAGAGGAUGUUGUGCAGAUGGCUUUCCCAGAUGAUGAGGAGGAGGAGAAUGAGGAGGAGUUGGGCAUGGAUGAUGAAGAAGAAGAAGAAGACAACGGAGGCUUUGUGGGUCCUGAGCUCAGCAGCCCAAGCGACGUUCAGAGCAGCAGCGGAGAAGAGAACGCCUCUUCUCUCACCUAUUCCUCUUCCUCUGACCACAUCCCUCCACCCCCCAUGACUCCUCCUCCACCUCCGCCUGUUCAGUUCAACGACUCGCCUGCCCCUCCUCCUCCUCCUCCGCCUGCAGCUGCAGCUGCACAGUCUCAGCAGCAGCCUAGCUACACCCCUGAACACUCUCCAAGAGCUUACGUGCCCAUCCGCCGCAAAUCUGGACCACCUCCUCCACCGCCACCCCGCAGUAAUCCGCCGCCCAAACGACACUCCCUCCAUAAAGUGCUCCCCACUAAGGAGGAGCUGCAGGUCCAUGCUGCUAUACAGGAGCUUAAGGCUUAUCAAGAGCAACAGGAAAGACAGAAUUAUGAGGAGCAACAAGCGUAUAAAGAGAGGCAAGCGUAUGAAGAGCAGAAGGCUUUUGAGGAACAGCAGGCCUACCAGGAGAAACUGUUCAAGGAGAGACAAGCCUACGAGGAGCAGAAGGCGUACGAGGAGCUGAAAGCUUUCGAGGAGCAAAUGUUCCAGGAGCAACAAGCCUACCAAGAAAGGCAAGCAUCUCACCAGCGUCAAGCCUUCCAGGAGCAGAAAGCCUACGAGGAUCAACUGAUGCAGCAGAUCUACCAUAGCCAUCACUCCAUGCCUUCCCAGCCCACCCAGCAGCAAGCCCACUCACCACUACCGCUCCAGCAGCUUCACCAGUCUUUACCGCCACUUCCUGGUCCGGAAUCCACCAACCACCAUGCCCGCCAUCCUCUUUAUAUAAUGCAUCAAGCACAGCAGCAGCAGCAAGCUCAUCACCACCACCGCCGUCAGUCCCGCUCAGCCCCACCUCCGCAUCAGCCACCACCUCAACCCACAGCCAACUCGAGCCAGCAGUAUUCCGAGGGCGUUUACCAAAGCCACCAAAGCUUCAGAGCGCAGCCCCACCACUCCUCUGCAGAGAUGCUCCACCAGCUGCAACAAGUCCACCACAACCAGUCAGCAGACAUGCUGCAGCAGAUGCAGCAACCCAGCGCCCACUACUCGUCUGCGGAGAUCCUUCACCAAAUACACCAGUCCAAGCUCCAUCACUCCUCCACAGAACUUCUCCAUCAAGCUCACCAGAUGAUGCAGAUGCAGCCCCACCACUCCUCCACGGAACUUCUCCACCAAGCCCACCAGAUGCACAGAGGACAGCCCCACCAUUCUUCCACUGAGCUACUCCAUCAAAUACACAAACCGCAGCCCCACCACUCAUCCACGGAGCUACUCCACCAAUCCCAUCAGAUGCAACAACCAAAGCCGCACCACUCCUCCACGGAGCUGCUGCAUCAAGACCAGCAAGAGCCUUCCUCACUUCCCAUUCAGCUAAAUCGCGAGAGCCACUCACAGAGUCGCAGAAGUCUCAAAGGUCUACACCAUACCCAAGUGUCGCCACAAGGGCAGUCGAGCCACCAUCACCCACAGCCUAUCAAGCCAUCCCCCCAGAGACCCCAUUCAAUGCAGCAGACUCACCACCACUCCAGCACCCCUCAGAUCCAUCACAUUCACCACAUGACCCCCCAGCCCCCUCCACAGGACUACCAGCACCAGAUUCACGUCAUCCACCCGCCACAGCAGCAACCCCACAGAUCCCAUCCCCUCCUCUCAACAUUCCAGCCUCUCCAGCCGCAUCAGCCUACUCUUUCCACCUUCCAGCCUCUACCACAACACCAGACCCAGGCCACCACCCAAACCACCCGCCCUCAUUCUCAACCCUCUCACCAUCUCAUGCAAUCCCAACAACAACCCCAAGUCCAGACCCACCACAAGCCACCCCAGGGCCAAAAUCAGCCCCAGUCCCUUCCCCACUCUCUAUCCGACCCCACAGAGCACCUGGAGCCUCCGCCGCCACCCCCUCUGCCGCCACCUUGCUCGCCUCCACCCUUACCCAGGCCCACUCUUUCCAGGAUGGACUCCCAUCACAUGAGUGUCAAGAGGCUGCGCUGGGAGCAGGUGGAGAACUCGGAGGGUACUAUCUGGGGACAGUUGGGGGCCAACUCUGACCAUGAAAAACUGCACGACAUGGUGAAAUAUUUGGAUCUGGAGAUGCACUUUGGGACACAGAAAGGAUCUUCCCUGCUUCUAGUGCCCACGCCAGAGCCUUCACCACAGCUUGAAACGUUUAAGAAGAAAGAUGUGAUUGAAAUUCUGUCCCACAAGAAGGCCUACAAUGCAUCCAUCCUGAUAGCCCACCUGAAGCUGUCGCCAGGAGAGCUGCGUCAGGUGCUGAUGAACAUGGCCUCCGAUAGGCUGGAGCCGCCUCACAUCCGACAGCUGCUGCUGUACGCCCCUGACGCAGAGGAGGUGAAAAAGUAUGAAGAAUACAGAGAUGACCCGAGCAAACUCAGUGAGCCGGACCAGUUUGUGCUGCAGAUGCUAUCAGUGCCGGAGUACAAGACCCGUCUCGAGAGCCUCCACUUCAAGUGCUCCCUGCAGGAGAAGACAGAGGAGCUGAGGGGGGCCUACGAAUGCGUAUGUAAGGCCUCCUCGGAGCUGAAGAACAGCAAGAAGCUCGCAAAAAUAUUAGAGUUUGUGUUGGCCAUGGGCAACUACUUGAAUAACAGCCAGCCUAAAACCAGCAAGACAACAGGCUUCAAGAUCAACUUUCUGACAGAGUUAAGCACUACAAAGACGGUGGAUGGCAAGUCAACAUUUCUGCAUAUUCUGGUCAAGUCUUUGUGCCAUCACUUUCCGGAUGUGCUGGAUUUUUCCAAAGAUCUCACAAUGGUUCCGCUCGCAGCCAAAGUGAAUCAAAGGACUAUGACAUCCGACGUCAACGACCUCCACGCAACCAUCCAGAACAUCCGCUCAGCCUGUCAAAAAAUGCCCACGACAGCCGAGGACCGCUUUGCGGUCGUCAUGAGCAACUUUCUGGAGAACAGCCAUCCAGCCUUGCAGUCUCUGGAGUCUCUCCAGCAGAGAGCAAUGGAGGAAUUUUCCAAAACGGCGUCUUACUUUGGAGAGGACAGCAAGGGCACCAACACUGAAGCCUUCUUUGGCAUCUUUGCUGAAUUCAUCAACAAGUUUGAGAGAGUUCUGAGUGAUCAACAGGCAGCAGAAAACCCGAAGAGCCCAAGAAGUCCCCGUAUGGCUUCACCACUGGCCUGGUAGCUCCUUUGUAUUCAAAUACGUGUAUGCUGUAUCUACACAUACUGGACACCUCAUUAGGUACACCUGCACAAUGAAAGAUGCACAUUGAAUAUUGUUCAUCAUAGUGAGAAUGAGAGUUGUUGGUAAUAUUUUUCCUCAUUCUUGUAGCUAAAUGUAAAUAUAGAAUGCAUAUAAUAUGUCUGUGCAGGUAUACCUAAUUACAUGAUAUACUGUUGCAUAACAUAUUGCACAUUUCUGAGCAAAAAGAGGACUUGUAUGGCUUUUAAGGGACUUGUAAAUGCAUGAAAGAUGGAGCAUUUCCUAAUGGUGUACAAUAUUGUAUGUAAUCUGUAUGUCUAUAAGAGGGGAAAGAUUCACUUUAUAGGUUUCCUUUUCUAAGGUCACUCAUGGUGUAGUUUAUAAUACAAUAAAAUAGCGUCAUUUAUAAUUGGAAUGUUAUUAAAAUGUAAUUGAUUUAGGGUUUUUAGCACAUAAUGGCAGCUUCCUCGUCGCAUAGUGUGUAUUUUAUUAAGCGGCCCACCACACUGGAUGUAAUAGAAGUUAGCUAAUAUUCAGCAGAAUACAGUAACUUGAUCUACUGCCCAGUCUCUCUGUCAAGAGUUUGACUUCAUAGGUUGAGACUUUAUUCUGAAUUGCUCUUUAGCGAUAGAUUGCACUUUAGAAACUGACAAUUCAGAGUUCCAUAAAUGGGAAGGCGGAGCUUAGACACGGGGUUGUGCAAUCCGUCACGGCGAUAUUUGGCCGAUCUAAAUACAACUGAUAUAUUAGCACUUUUAAGAUCAAAAUAUUGAUUUUAUUGUUUAUCUCAUGAGAGCUUGGAUUCGGAGUGAGUGAAUUUCAAUGUCGCAGCAUCUGCAGUGAUGUACAUAAAUAGCCAAUUAUACUGCAACUGUAACGACUUGACAAAUAGAAUGCUUUGUAGAACAACAAAGUAGUAGUGCAGAUACUCAUUAUUAUAAAACAAUAAUACCUGCAGCUAAUGAAUUCUUUCUUUUCUUUCAAUUUAGUUAUCUCACUGUGCAUAAGGCCAGGAUGAAAUAGCUACAAAUAUACCACGACAGGGAAGCUAUAAUAUUGUGUACAGAUAGAAUAGUUUUGAUAAAUUUAAUUUUAUUUAAAAUCAGGAUGGAAUGUAAAGGAUGAAUUGUUUAAUCAUUUAAGCACAUCACUUAGGAAUAAUAAUUGAUUACGAUCAUCCACACAUGCUAAGAGUGCAGCCGAAGGGUUAUUAAGUUGUAAAAUCGCAAGAGAAAAUAAUCGUAAUGCUACAAGAAUGAAGUCGUAAUGUUUUGAGAAAGAAGACUACAGCUGUAAUUUCAUGUAAAAACGAUUACAAGGAUAAUGUCAUAUUUUUAACUGAAUGCCCGGCAUCGUUGUCUCCCUCUGGUGGCAAACUAUAUGUAUACACGUCUUUAUUCUGGUUAUUUCCGACAUAAAAGUGUUGCACUUUUCUCGUACCCGUUAUCAGACCUACCAGCAUGUUUGCAUUUUUCAUACUCCAAAUGCACUUUGACCCUUGAAUACACUUGUACGCUUGGCUGCUCACUCCUCCUCUUGCAAAUUCUCUUGCGUAGCAUGGCGUGCGCCUCGAAGAGGGCGUACAGCCUACGGCCGUCAAUGCCUUCUCAUCCAAUUUCGGAUCAACAUUCGCAAUCAAAACGACUCUUGGAAGGCAUCGAUUAGUUCCAGCUUGUCCCUUUUAAGCGUGGCCACUUGGAGGAAUGUCUUUGGUCUGCUUUAUUCCCGUUCUAUUCCGACUUUUUGUGCUUUUUCGUGAAAUUCAACAGUAUUCCUGUAAAAUGCCGAAUUUUUCUUAUUGUUAAAAUUCAAGCUUUAUUCUCAUAAAAUGGCAACGUUACCUCUUUAUUCUCAUAAAUCCUGACAUUAUUCUUGUAAAACGAUGACUUGUCUCCUCAAAUUCAAUUUAUUGUCAUCCGGUCACCACUUUUUCCUGGAAAAUUGAAACGUUAUUUCCUUCAAAUCGGAACACUUUUCCUUCAAAUUGAACUUAAAUCUCUUAAAAUAACGCACUUUAUUGUUGUAAAUUCCUAUAUUCUUCUUGGAAAAUGGCAAACAUCUUUUGGAAAAUGAUUGACUUUAUACUCCGUGUGUCCGCAACCCUUAGAAUGCUUGUCAUUUUUGUUUAUGUGAUGAUGAUACUAACACACAUUGCUCAAUGUGUAUGGUCUAAAAUAUGGAACAUCUGCAUUUUGUAUUGUGUAUUUUACAAUGCUGCCAAUUAUAAAGUCACAUAAAAUCUC